Pocillopora meandrina is the source of this 6121-nucleotide messenger RNA. The record is from the annotation of a GenBank genome assembly. NCBI's taxonomy places the organism in Eukaryota, Metazoa, Cnidaria, Anthozoa, Scleractinia, Pocilloporidae.
AUGGCCUCUGCAACAUCUGCAUUUGCAUCCAAAGAAAAAGCAAAUUAUUAUCGGUUAUACCGCCUUCUGGUCGAGGUGGGAUCUGAGGUACUAAGAGAGACUUUUGAGAAGGUUCGUCCUUCAGGGGACCUUGACAAACUGUUAGCAAGUCCUCGAAUAAGUGCUAAGUUACGGUCCCUUUGGCAGAAAGAAGUCCUCAGCUCUUCGCAGUGGGACAAAUUGUACCCAUCGGUUCGAUCUACAGUUUCAUCGAAAGAAUUUGACACCGCCUUGCUAGGAAUUCUUCUGAUUAGCAUUUGUAAUCUUCAACCACCUGAGACUGGGUGGAAUGAAUUUCCCCCUAACACAGAUACAACUAUUCAAGCUGAUAUCAUUCGCUUACGUUUCUACUACAUUAUGGUUCACGAGCUCUCUAAAGGGGCUGCAAGUGAUGACACAACAUUUAACUUCUUCUGGAAAAAUAUCCAAGAUAUCUUAGUACGUUUAGGAGGAGAAUUUUACAGGAAGCCUAUCGAUGAUCUUAAAAGGGAACGUCUAGAUGCCGAUUGUGAGGAGCACUAUAAUAUGCUCUUUAAACCAAAGGGUUGGAGGAAAGAUCCUUCGCCAGUGGAGAGCCUAGUUUUAAGUGCGGUGGUAUCUGGAUUUAGUUUUCUAACUGGUCGUGUGCCAUCAGGUAAAAAUUUAUCCGUUGAAUACAUUUAUUGUAAGUUUCCCUUUUCAUUAUACCCGAUCACAGUUGAUUAAAGACCCUUUCUUCAUGAGGUACACUGCAUAUCUUAUUCAUGUAAAUGAAUUAUUGCUUUUGACAAUUUUAAUGCGCUGACUUGGUUCUGCGUGAUAAGAUGCAGGUUUUAUUUAAGGGAUAGACACGUGAUGGGACGGAGUCGAAGGUGGCUAAAAGUGAAGUUUAUUUGUUGAAAAUUUCAUAGCACGAGACAGAUGCGUGGAAAAUUGGCUAAAACGGGUAAUCUGGUCGAAAUGAAGCGUUUUCAGCGUGAAAGGUUCUAGUGUAGGUUCGGUUUUUUUCAACUGGGAAAUGGCACUAAAUGGGGCAAAGUCCUAUCAAAAGUGACUAGUCACAACAUAACUAGUCUAUAUAACUAUUGCAGAGGCAAUUCAGCCGUUCUUUUUUUCCUUCUUUUUUUCUCAAGAAAAUAACCAAGAGAAGAUUUUUCUUGAAACAACCCAAUAGCCGUCAUGGAACAUCUAUUUUUCUUUCGUUAGUGCCUUUUGUUUUUUUUAUGCUCUUGGGAUUGAACCAUCAAAUUUGGGGGGUGUUAUUGCUUAGAUUCACAGCUAUGUCUAACGUUUCUGUGCGCGUGUGCGUUUGCAUCAUUGCGAUUAUAUGAUGAUAUUCUUUUGAUUAAAUGCGGAAUUCUGUUGAUUUAGGAAAAGUAGUACCGUCGAUCGUGAUUCAUUUAUUAGCGGCUAUCAUGGCGUAUAAAAGCGACAAAUGGAAGAGAUCGCAAGAUAUCACAGCAAAGAAGAACGCAGGUGAGCAAAUAACAUUUAGGUGAUGAUUAUGUUGUUGUUGUUUCAGCAAGUACACUGGCCAACAAUUUCAUCAUUUUGCUUUGGUUUGUUUCAUGCACAGAGUACUUCAUUGUACCUGAAGAAAUCCUUGCACGUGGUCCCUUGACAGUACAUGCUUACAACAAGGCUCUCAUGGAGGGGAAAACAAAAGUAAGAAGGUUGCCAAUCAUGUUAAUUGGACAGGAUCGAGCUGGAAAAACAAGUUUGAAAAAGUCACUCAAGGGAGAGAGGUUUAAUGCCAAUGAAAAGAGUACCUCAGGAAUAGAGGUGGACCCCUCUCAUUGUGAAGUAACCACCGAGGUAUGGAAGCUACAAAACGUCGAUCAAAAUUGUUGUUAUACUCCCGCUUCUUCAUUUGAUCACCAAGCAGCACGACUUGUUGUAAAUGAAUUGCUUGAUACAAACGAGAUUUGUUACGGUACAAAUGGGCCUCCAACUGACACUACACGGAAUUCUCAGGCCAAAUACUAUUCCUCGGUGACCUGCGACAGCCUUCAAUCAACGCACGAGAUUAGCCACUCAAAUGACUCAGCCCAAGCGCAAGAGCAGGCCCUGACUGAACCUGGCAUUUCUGAAGAGUUAGUGGAUUUAAUUAGAAGUCAAUUGUUCGAAGAUGUUAAGUCAGACUAUGAGGAAGAAAUUUAUUCAACUCUGUGGGAUUUUGGUGGGCAGCUGGUUUACUAUGUCACACACCCUCUCUUUUUGACAAAGCGAGCUAUCUACAUUUUAGCCUAUGACCUCAGCUGGAAUCCCAGUGAUCCAGCUGGUCCAUCCGAGAGACGAGGAUUGUUUGGGAAAGUAGAAGACAGGUUUUGUUUGGAGACCAACUUUGACUACCUGGACUCAUGGAUGUCAUCUGUGGCUUCCUUAGUCGAUAAUUUUAACGGUCAUUAUUCAAAUAUCAAGCUAUCUGACAACCUGCCAGGAAUGCUUCCCCCGGUUUUCCUAGUUUGUACUCAUGCUGAUCAAGUAUAUGCGGAUCAGGAUCCUGCCUCGCUGGCGGCCAGUAUCUUUGGAUCUCUUCAGGGCAAACUAUACAGUUCCCACUUGUUUAAAAGUGUCUUUGCUGUAGAUAACACAAAGGCGGGCUCCAAGCACGAGUGUCCAGAGGUCAAACGUUUAAGACGAGAAAUCCUUUCCGUUGCUGAGGUGCUACCGCAUGCCAAGGAGGACAUUCCAUUAAGGUGGCUAAAGUUUGAAAAAGAACUACGCCUCAGGAUCAAUGAGGGCAUUAAAUGGAUCGCUUUUGAAGACGCAAGGCAAAUUGCAUUUGAACAGUGCCAUAUUUCUGACGAACUAGAAUUUACGACGUUGUUAAACUUUUUACACGACCAGCGUAUUGUGAUUCAUUUUUGUGACACACUGAGUCUAAACAAGAUGGUUGUUUUAGACAUGCAGUGGCUUAUCGAUGUUUUCAAGAAGGUGAUCACUGUUGAGCCGUAUGGUGUGGAAGGAAGUCAUUACAGAGACCUUUGGCUCAAACUUGAGAAAACUGGUAGUCUAGAUGAAGAACUGCUUGCGCACGUGUGGGGCGCUUUGUAUCAGCAGAGGGAAGUCUUCCAAAGUCUUAUUCAAAUCAUGGAGAAGUUCAGCCUUAUGUGCGAAUGGCCAUCGUCAAAUGACAGGAAGCAGUACCUUGUGCCGUCCAUGCUUAUGUCUUACCCGUCCGAAGACGUGGUUGGUCUUGUUGCAACUUCUCGACUUCCGUCUCUGUAUAUCUCGUUCCACUCCCGUCAGGUUCCCACCAGCUUGUUUCCGCGAAUGGUUCUACAGUUUUACCAAUGGUGUUCUGAAGAAUGGCCUAAUUCAUGCCAACCACAACUAUACCGCAAUUUUGCGAGGUUCCUGGUCCUACCUAAGGAAGGUUGUUCUAUCAUUCUCGUUUGCCACUCUUCCUUCAUCGAAGUCGUUCCUCACUGGGCAUCAGAAGUUUGUAGUACCUCCAACGGUUCGAAAGGGAACGCCGAUUUACCUGCCAUUGUGUCUGAUCAACCUCCUGAUGUUCACGUCGCACGGGCCGUCGGAAGGCAAUUGGGUUUGAUGCAGGAAUGUAUGCGCAAGGAGUUCCCUUGGUUGAAAAACAUGGAAUGGCAGCUGAAAGUGCUCUGUUCGGUGUGUUGCCGAGGGAAUUCCGUUGACUUUUGUCGCGACCAUGGAGUGAAAAAUUGUAGGCAAAAGCACUGCCUGCAUUUCUGGUCAGAAGCCGAUUUUCCUCGAGACCAACAGUUCGUUGUUUGUGAGAGGUCUGCUUGUGCUGCCGAUCCCAGAUUGGACAUCAAGAAGUUUGCACCGUGGUACACCUUUCUGGAUGAGCAAGUUAACGUAAAUAUAUAUGCUUAUUGUUGAUUAGAUUUGAUUAUUUCCAUAUUUCAUUUUAACUUCACAAUUGGCUAUCUUAUCAUCAACAAUUUGGGAAAUAGUUUCACAUUAAAUGGAACGCGCUUUAACUCAAUAACUUAAUUUGUAUUCCUUUUGUGCAUCUAUAGAAAGUACAAGUCCAUCAUGACGACUAUUUUUCAAGAAAACUUUGUUCUGUGGAGGGUGAGUUGGCCUGUCUCCUUUUGACCAAAGAUUUUGAUAAACUUUAUCAAUAUUACCAUUAUUGUCAUCAUAUAUUGUCAUUUUUAUAGUUAUUAUUAUUAUUAUUAUUAUUUUAUUAUUUGAGUUGGGUCAUUUCUUUUAAUCAACAGCGUUUUGAUAUCUCAUUAUAAAGUAAGGUGUGCUUCAUGUAAACUACCCUCCGUGUCACUAAGACACGUCACGCUAGCUUAUUGUUAGUCACGUGAAGAACUCUUUACCUUUAGGCUUUUCUUCUGUUCACUCUAUUUUCUCUUUUUUUUCGGUACAGAGAAGAAAGCGAAAGAACUUGUUCUCUCGAGUGGCGCUGUUGAGUCCCUUCAGUCGAGGACUGAUGCUUUACGUGUUGUCGUUCCAAUUCUGGACAAGCUGCAGUUAAGCCAAGAGGCUUUGACAAAUCCCGUACCUGAAACCACCAGAGUAGUCCGUUGCCUUGCCAGAAUAGCUAAGAGAGAAAAUCGCACCGACGUAGUGAAGCAUUUGAGGCAAAUAACUUCAGCUGGAACUGCAGGUAUUUUGUUCAUUACUUCUUUGUUAACUAUUAUUCAAGACUUGGCGCCAUUUUCUUUGUGUGUCGUAGACAAAAAAAUUCAGCCUUCAUAACGAGGGUGCUUCGAAUGACAUAUAAAUCUGAAAUUGUCGUAAUGACCAGGAUGUCAAGUAAGCUUACGAACUUAAAACUAAUUGCCUGCUUGAGUUUUGUAGCAAUAACAUCUCGGAAAAUCUGGCCAAUCUAUUUCCCGAACAGGCUAAUACUACUGAACAUUUCUUCAUUUGACUUAAAUGACUAUUUCCGCCCAUCAAAGUCCUUUUUAGGGCUGCACUCACUCAGACAAUCGACAAUCGACAAUCGACUAUCGACUAGAGUUAGAUUUUAGCGAUAUAAACGUAAAGUGUGGCUUUUUUUUCUCUUUCGAUUUUGCUUCCGUUUUUGUUUAUUCAUUUGUGUCUAUAGAACAGAGUUGAUAACGUAAAUUGGUCACCGUAAAGAGUUUCAAAGCUGAUGUUUCGAGCGUUAGCCCCACGUCAGAGCGAAGGACGAAGGGCUAAAUAUUCUCAUGCGCUCUGACGAAGGGCUAACGCUCGAAACGUCAGUUUUUUAAAUCUUUACGGUGACCGAUUCCGUUUUCAACUCAUUUGUUAAUACUAAAUUACCCUGUUAUACUUUCUCUACCGACGCAGCGCCACAGUUUCUUUAGAAAAUUACCGCCUCUAUAGAACGGAGUUGUCCGUUACCUUCUUUUCACCCUUUCGUUUUUCUCCAGGCGCUUGAAUUGAUGUGAUUUCAUGUCUUCCACAAUUUUAGUAUCCUUAUUUAUGAAACUUUUUCUUUUAGGUCCACUUUUGCCCGAAGAACUCGGUCUUCAAGAAAUUCCUCAGUCACAGAUUGUGGAACUUACGAUGAACUUGAGUGGUAAAAAACCGUUAAUUUCUCUAAAAAUUACAUUCGUAAUUUGAUAUGUUAGUCAAUAUUAAGCAAAAGUUACCAGUGAUUACUUGGUCUUAGGACCAAAAAGUUUUUUUUAGCAUUUUUUUUGUCAUGGUAAGUCAUAUCUUGCUAAUGUCAAAUGUCAAAAUUUAAAAAAUGAUUUUUUCAGUCUACUCUAUCUGUUUUCUUUCAUUUGUAAAUUUUUGUGAAACUUAAAUAGAACGUUAUUACCCAAUAGCUGUUGUCUCUUGAUCUAGUACCCAUCAAACGGUUACCAUGAUGGGCGAGGUUCUAUGGGGGUGGGCCUUUCGUUCUUUCUUCUUUCAAUAGUAUAAGCUUGUAACGAUUCUUCCUGAGACAAAGAAUUGAUUAACGUCCCAAUUUUCAGGAGGAGAAGAGUGGAAACUGCUUGCAGAAAAACUGGGUCUGAGGGCCGCCGAGAUCCGUUACCUUGACAAGAGAACCAUGAAUCCAUGUCUCGAGGCUUUAUUGCACAGCCGUAGGCAGCGUUUUAUUGACGUGGGUAUGCUUUACGAUACGUUGAUCGAAUGUGAACAGCCCAUUAUAGCUGACUUUUUAUAA